AAAUGUAUUUGUCUUUCGCUUCUCAUCUUCAGCUGAAAAAAACAUAACAAAAACCAAUACAAACUUUGCGUGAGAUUCACGACGAUGAUGAUGAUGAUGAUCGCCGACACCGUCACCGCCGCCAAAAGUCUCUGCAUCCUUCGCGCCUAUCAAUUUUCCAUCGCCGAUCCAUCUUCCGAUCAGAUCUCAGCAAUGAUUCAUCCUUGCGAUGCAGUGGCUCCGCCGCCGGUCAAACCUAGCACACGUAGGAUACCACGUCGGACGCUUACCCGGAGGAAACGACGAACAAGACGGAAGUUGUCGGGCGAUGAUAACGGAGGUGAGGGGUUAUUCUUUGGUGAUGGCGGUGACGGUAUUUUCGGUGGUGGUGGUGGUUUUGGAGGAGGAGGAGGAGGAGGUGGUGAUUGGAAUUUUAAUAGAUUUGGAGAGGGAGAGAAUUGGGAUGAACAUUCGUCGUCGUUGCAGGAUCCAGCUUUUGAUUUCGUUUAUCGGGUGUUGUCGUGGAUUAUGUUAUCGAAUUGUUUGCAUUUUGCAGUUAAAAAGAUUGUGAGAAUUAUUGCAGAUGGAUCUAUUGUUGAUUCUGAUAGGGAAAAGGUUCCAGCUAGAUUGGCUCCAAUUUGCUGAUUUCGUUGGUACUUUCUGUUCCAUUCAUCAAUGCUUUGUCAUGAUCUGUGAAUGCUCAUUGUAGGAUUGUAUUUAUUUUAUAUGAAUUGGGAAAUUACUGUAAAAAUAUUGUACAUAAUUAAUCAUCCAAUAAAUAAAUAUCUUUUAUGGUUGCAUUA
This is a messenger RNA of Medicago truncatula (barrel medic), 782 nucleotides long. RefSeq lists its product as uncharacterized. NCBI's taxonomy places the organism in Eukaryota, Viridiplantae, Streptophyta, Magnoliopsida, Fabales, Fabaceae. The record is from RefSeq and is a predicted model, not a curated record. Bases 85 to 624 code for a protein of 179 amino acids. The transcript has a single exon.